Messenger RNA from Oldenlandia corymbosa var. corymbosa, 2118 nucleotides. The record is from the annotation of a GenBank genome assembly. Lineage: Eukaryota; Viridiplantae; Streptophyta; Magnoliopsida; Gentianales; Rubiaceae.
CCUCAACACAACUACUGCAAAAAAUAAAAAAAUAAAAUAAAAACAAUCAGUUGAAAGAUAGUGAAAGAGUAAAGUCAAGGGCCAAAGGCCAAUCAAAGAUCAUCAUAGUUGUAUACCAAAAUAAAAAAUAAAAAAGAUCAUCAUAGUUGUGGUAUUGAGGAGUUUACGACUAUUUUGUAUUGGAGUAAAUGGAAUUAAAUGAGCUUCAUGAAAUCAUUGAAAGAGAAAAGAGAGACAAUGAGGGUUCCACUUGCUUUUCCAUCAACCACCCAUCCCUUCACAACCCAUAAAAGAUCCACAAGUUGGCCAAAUUUUAACAUUUCUUUGCCGACACCCUCAUCUUCGAUUGAUUGCUAUCUUUUGGACCCCCCCAAAAAAAAAUAUCUUCAAGUCUUUUUCCCUUGUUUUUCUUUCUUUUUUCAGUACCAAUUAUUUCACUCACCCACAACUUUCCAGCUAAAGUUUUUUUGAGUCUCAAAUCUAAAAACUCUUAUGACCAUAAAACAAUGACUAAAUGAGCUAGUAACUUCUAAUAAAGGAUUACAAAUAUUUUGAUAUGACCGAAAAUUGUGAACCAGCAACGAAAACCAAUAAGAGCAUCUUUACAAGUCGACAAGCUCAAUUAACUUGGCAACACGGAAACCAAUACACGUCUACAACACUGACUGAUCAACUCUCAAACAAACUGAAUCCAUCUAUAAAUACCCACCCAAAUAGCUCACAUCCUCCCUGUAUUCAGCUUUGAGUGAGCUAAUUCUUCAAAUAGUAUUUCAACCAACUUUUACUCCUCCACUGAAAAAAAAAGAAAAUAAAAAAAAAAUCCAAACUUUCCUUACUCUGUGAAAUAGUUUCUCCCACCAAUGGAUUUCUUGAAGAAAUUUGCUGAAACCAACAUCUCCAAGGCUGAAGAAAGCACUGAGAAACCAUCAUCAGAACCGGCAGCAGCAGCAGCUGAUCAUCAGAGCAGCAAUCCGAGUGAUCUGUUCUCAAGUGCUAAACUUGUUGCUGAGGCAGCCAGAUCCACAAUCCAGAAAGAAGAACCAAAAUAUGAUAAUGCAGAGGUUGCAGGGGCGGCUGCUGAUCUUCUUGAUGCUGCUCAGACUUAUGGGAAGCUAGACAAAACUUCUGGUGUUGGAAGUUAUAUUGAGAAAGCAGAGACUUAUCUUCAUGAAUAUGAAACUUCCAAUAAACCAAAAACUGUUCCUCCUCCAGAAGCGCCCAAGACUGAAGAAAAAGAAGCUCCCAAAACAGAGGAUUCCCCUGUUAAGGAAGAAACUAAGACUGAAACAGAGGAGGCAGUGAAGACUGAAACAGAGGAAGCUCCAAAAGAAGAAGUAAAAGAAGAGAUUCCAAGUGAACCAGCCAAACCCACAACUACUGAGGAACCUAAAUCAGAGAUUCCAAGUGAAGUUGGUGAGUAUGCUAAGAUUGCUGAAGGGUUCUUGAGCAAGCAAUCUGAAGGAACAGGAGAAUCUGAGAAAAGUGGACUUGGAGAUGUUGCCAAGCUAGCUGGUGGUUUCUUCAAAUAGAUUCGAUGAUGACACAUAUGAUCAGAGUCGCCAGAUCCAUCUGUGUGUAUUUUAAAGAGUUCCAGAUUCUUCUUUAGUAACUUUCGUUUUUUCUUCAUCAUUUAGUGGUGUAUUCAUCGUGCUUGUAAUAGCCCUUGUAUUUGUUCCCUGGUUUUCUGCUUGUUUGGUUUCAAAAAUUGGAAAAAAACAAAAGAAAAGAUUGGGUUGUGUGUUUUACUUAGUUGAAUUUGUGUGAAGAAAAUGGUUAUUGCAGACUGUAAUUGCUUUUUGGUUUCUUGGAUUUUCUUAAUUUCUUUGGAUUCUUCUAACGUUUGCAACGUAAUGCUUACAUUGUUGUUUGUGGCACGCAUGAUGAUGUAUCUUUAGUCAAUGUAUUUGAUGUUUUCUGAACUUUCGGCCUUAUCUUGUGCCAACAAUAAUUGAACAGAAAUCAAUAUGUUAUUGAAGAAACUAUAUGGUCCAUUUAUCUAUAUGAUCCAUAAAACCUAGCAGGAUUUUUACUGAAUAUGAUAGUAACCAAAAAAAAUAAGUAAAUAAAAAUGGAAAGGAAGAUGUCACUUGGCACCAUUGCCAUUGAGCAUGUGAAGAG